AUGAAUGGUACAGAGGGGCCGUUUUUCUACGUGCCCAUGUCCAAUGCCACGGGCAUCGUCAGGAGCCCCUACGACUACCCGCAGCACUAUUUGGUAGCACCAUGGGCUUACUCGUGUCUGGCUGCCUACAUGUUCUUCCUCAUCAUAGUUGGCUUCCCCAUCAACUUCCUCACCCUCUACGUUACCAUCGAGCACAAAAAGCUGCGCACACCCCUUAACUACAUUCUGCUGAACCUGGCCGUGGCCGACCUCUUCAUGGUCAUCGGUGGCUUCACUACCACCAUGUACACUUCCUUGCACGGUUACUUCGUCUUCGGCCGCACUGGAUGCAACAUUGAGGGCUUCUUCGCUACACUGGGCGGUGAGAUCGCCCUCUGGUCCCUGGUAGUCCUGGCCAUCGAGAGGUGGGUUGUAGUCUGCAAACCCAUGAGCAACUUCCGUUUCGGCGAGAACCACGCCAUCAUGGGCGUCGCCUUCACCUGGAUCAUGGCCAGCUCCUGUGCCGUGCCACCACUUGUCGGCUGGUCCCGUUACAUCCCCGAGGGCAUGCAGUGCUCAUGUGGAGUCGACUACUACACCCGUGCUGAGGGCUUCAACAAUGAAUCUUUUGUCAUCUAUAUGUUCAUCGUCCACUUCUCGAUCCCUCUCACCGUCAUCACUUUCUGCUACGGCCGCCUGGUCUGCGCUGUCAAAGAGGCCGCUGCCCAGCAACAGGAGUCCGAGACUACCCAGAGGGCCGAGCGCGAGGUCACCCGCAUGGUCAUUGUCAUGUUCAUCGCCUUCUUGAUAUGUUGGUUGCCCUAUGCCGGCGUGGCCUGGUACAUCUUCACUCAUCAGGGAAGUGAGUUUGGCCCAGUCUUCAUGACACUACCAGCCUUCUUUGCCAAGAGCUCCUCCAUCUACAAUCCAGUCAUCUACAUCUGCUUGAACAAGCAGUUCCGUCACUGCAUGAUCACCACCAUGUUCUGCGGGAAGAACCCCUUCGAGGGAGAGGAGGAGGGCGCCUCCACUACCGCCUCCAAGACCGAGGCCUCCUCUGUCUCCUCCGUGUCCCCAGCAUAA
This is a messenger RNA of Chanos chanos (milkfish), 1062 nucleotides long. Its product is annotated as rhodopsin. Gene Ontology annotation, cellular component: membrane. Lineage: Eukaryota; Metazoa; Chordata; Actinopteri; Gonorynchiformes; Chanidae. The coding region runs from base 1 to 1062 and encodes 353 amino acids. The record is from RefSeq and is a predicted model, not a curated record. Gene Ontology annotation, molecular function: G protein-coupled receptor activity. The transcript has a single exon. Gene Ontology annotation, biological process: visual perception; G protein-coupled receptor signaling pathway; phototransduction.